UUGUCCUUGCCCUCCAACUCCAUUUUCAUACCUUACUAAACAGGGUUCAAGAGAAGCACAAAUUCUAAUUUGCCACGCUAUCAAUGAUUUGUCCCAAGGAGAUAUCGAAAAGGUUAGUUUGAUUUGCACCUAUCCAAAGGGUGGGUUUGAUUCGCCUAUAAAAUCUACACUCUUGCGACUCUUUGUCAAACACAACACAGGUGGAGAGAGCAGACCCUACGAGUACAACACAAUUUUCUGUUUAUUUUUGAUCGGAGAGAGAGAAAAAUGGCGAUGAAACGCGCUGCAGUCUCUGCAAUUCGAGGGUUUGCUUCAUCGGGAAAUUCAGCUUCAUCGCUAUUAACAAGAGAUCUUCAUGCUUCAUCUGGAAGCAAAAAGAUUGUUGGUGUCUUCUACAAGGCAAACGAAUAUGCUGCAAUGAAUCCCAACUUUGUGGGAUGUGUGGAGAAUGCUUUGGGCAUACGUGAGUGGCUGGAAUCAAAAGGCCACCAGUACAUAGUCACUGACGACAAAGAAGGACCAGAUUGUGAACUUGAGAAACAUAUUCCUGAUCUCCAUGUCUUGAUAACGACCCCUUUUCAUCCGGGCUAUGUUACGGCUGAAAGGAUCAAGAAGGCAAAAAAUUUGCAACUGUUGCUUACAGCUGGAAUUGGCUCAGAUCAUGUUGACCUAAAUGCUGCGGCCGCUGCUGGUUUAACGGUUGCAGAGGUCACUGGAAGUAAUGUUGUUUCAGUGGCAGAAGACGAACUCAUGAGGAUCCUCAUUCUCGUUCGGAACUUCUUGCCUGGCUACCAUCAGGUUAUCAAGGGGGAAUGGAAUGUUGCAGGUAUUGCUCACAGAGCUUAUGAUCUCGAAGGCAAGACUGUUGGAACCGUCGGUGCUGGACGUAUUGGCAGGCUUUUACUUCAAAGGUUGAAACCUUUCAAUUGUAAUCUACUUUACCAUGAUCGUGUCAAGAUGGACUCUGAGUUGGAGAAUCAAACUGGGGCAAAGUUUGAGGAAGAUCUUGAUGCAAUGCUUCCUAAAUGCGACAUAAUUGUCAUCAACAUGCCUCUAACAGAGAAAACAAAAGGGAUGUUUGACAAAGAUAGGAUUGCCAAGUUGAAGAAGGGAGUGCUGAUUGUCAACAAUGCACGAGGAGCAAUCAUGGAUACACAAGCAGUUGCUGAUGCUUGUUCCAGUGGACACAUUGCAGGUUACAGUGGGGAUGUGUGGUACCCACAACCAGCUCCAAAGGACCAUCCAUGGCGGUACAUGCCAAACCAAGCUAUGACCCCGCAUAUUUCUGGAACUACAAUCGAUGCACAGUUGCGCUAUGCUGCUGGAGUUAAAGACAUGCUGGAGAGGUACUUCAAAGGAGAGGAAUUUCCUCCACAACAUUACAUUGUCAAGGAAGGGGAACUAGCUAGCCAGUACCGUUGAAUCUGUGGUGCAGCUGGCUAAAUUCACCCCUCUACAGGGCAAUUAAUAAUACUCAGCUGAGUCAGUUUGCUGAAAAAGAAUAAUAUUUAGCUGAGAUGCUUUUGGAAUAAGUAGGGUUUUCAGUUACAAUGUUUUCAACAGUACUUGUAAUGCUUAAGUGGUGAACUUAUGUUGGUUAUCAUGUUAUUACAACUUUAUGAUACAUGCAUGUUUUAUAGUCUGGUGUGCUUUGGUUUCUG
Molecule: messenger RNA, 1661 nt
Organism: Ilex paraguariensis (yerba mate)
Lineage: Eukaryota; Viridiplantae; Streptophyta; Magnoliopsida; Aquifoliales; Aquifoliaceae
Source: the annotation of a GenBank genome assembly